UCUUACUCACAGAGCUCUCACACAAGGCUUCAAGUUGUUCUCCUGAACAUGUCUUCGUGUGAUCGCUUUGCAGCACAUGUACAGUACAGACCGUACAUGCAUACAGUACGGCUCAGAAACGACGCGUUAGCUGAGGUAAUACGCGCCCGCAAGUUUUUGGUGAAUCCGACGUCAACAGUUGGAUCUUCGAUUUCGUGCAAACGCCUGGCUCUUGCUUUACCAGCUCUCCCGUCAACCUAUACCAACACCCAUUAUAAUCACUCUGACUGGCAGCCAUGGCCUCUUCACUAGAAGAAACGGUAGCCCAAUCGAUCGAGAUCUUGACCAAAGUAGUUAAAAAGACUCCACUGACGCCGAAACUGCUGUCAAAGCCACCAUUCAGAUACCUCCAUGAUCUGAUCAGCGAAGUCAUAUCGACUUCAGAUUUCGGAAGCGGUCUAUUCACCGAGGACGAAAGCAAAUCAGAGAAUGUGAAAGAUAAGGAGGCCAAAGUAGCCUACUUGACGAAAAUCAUCGAUUGCGUGGGCAUCGCAACCGAGGCGGACGUCAAGGCCAACCCGUUGAAGAUCGUGGCGGGGCUGGAGGCGGAGGAGACGAAUGCGUUUUUGCAGGCAUUGGGGAGGGCGGCGGUGCAGAAAGUGGAGAGCUCGGAUGCAGUGAAGAGAGUUCUGGCUGGGGAGCAUCAAGGGGCUGCGCCGAAACGACGGAAGUCGAGAGAUGCGUCGGUGGGAGAGAAACCUGCUGGGGAGAAGCUGCAAGCGACGAGAGUGGGGAAGAGCACGACGAAUUUACGAGGCGGGAAGUCGGAUGCAUCGCUGGAAAAGCAGGCCUCAUCAGCAGCGGUAGCGUCAUCCAGCAAAAAGUCGAAAGAGAACCUGGCCAAAGGGGCAUCGCAGAGUAAUCUAUCGAAAGACAAAGAUGAAGCGAAACCGCAGACCUCGCCGCGGAAGUCGAGGGAUAAUCUCGCCCAUCGAGAGUCAGAUAAGAGCGAUAUAAGAAAAUCGAAAGACGCACUGGCGUCGACAUCACAGUCAAACCUACGGGAGAAGCGAGAACGGGAUAAAGAGUCCGCCGCUGCCGCUGCACGAGGGAAAUCGGCGACAAGGAAAGAAGGGGAAGAGAGUAAACCUACCCCAUCUUCGGCGCCCCCAGCAGCGAUGAAAGAUAAGGGGUUAGAUUCGCGUUCGAUUCCUGCGGAACCAGAGCAGAUUGAGCAGCCACGACAGGAUGUGUCCCCGCCACCUUCGGCGAGACGAGAAGACCGUGAGGCAGCAGAUAAACCGCCAGCGAUACCCAGUUCCGCUCCAUCAGCGCCAUCAGACGACUUAGUGCCGGAUGAAUCCGUCCGAGCAGCAGCAGCAGCCGUUGCGAUUGACAGCGAGGACCGGCAAGCACGGAUGGCUGCGACGACACGACGAAUGCGACCAGCAAGUGCACGGCCAGCGCCGCCAAGACAGAGAGCGCCGGAAGUCGCACUGGAAGAGGUUCCCAAAAAUGUCCCAACAAUCUACACCGACACGAAACAGGACGAUCCGGACGAUUUCGUGGUAAUAGCACAUGAUGCGGACGAUAUCCCGACAUUUGCAUCCGCCGAGACGACUGGUGGGCCGCUUGCUGAUGAGCACCACGGUGGUCUCGUCCGCACCAUCCUGCAAACGAAACAAGACCUCGAAGGGUCGAAAGACGGCAAUGGUGCAGAUGCGGGAGCCGACAUGCGCGCAAAGUCAGGGCCUAAGGAUCGUGCGGGGGGUAUAAAAGAAAUCGAAGCCCUCCGCGAAUCCAUCCAAGCCCUGACACGCAGCACGAAUCCCCUUGGCAAAACAAUGGAUUACAUGCAGGAAGACGUGGACAGCAUGAACAGGGAGUUGGAGAUGUGGCGGUCGGAACAUCUGAAGUAUUUGAAAGUGUAUGAGGAGGAACUGCGGAUAAGUGCAGAGGAACUUGCCCCGUUGGAAAGCCAGUUGAAGGCCGUCGAGGCCGCGAUUGAGGAGCAGCUCGACGUAAUCAGCACAACAAAAGCGUCCAUAAUACAGAACGAAACAAUGGUGCAAACCCUCCUGCAAGGGAUAUCAAAAGGGGGAGUAUGAAAUAAGACCAUUAUAUGUAUUUCCAAAAAACCGUCUCUCCUUAUGUACAAUGAUGCCCAUCCACGCAAAAUGGGAUCCCCGCUCUGCAUCCUC
Molecule: messenger RNA, 2180 nt
Organism: Fimicolochytrium jonesii
Lineage: Eukaryota; Fungi; Chytridiomycota; Chytridiomycetes; Spizellomycetales; Powellomycetaceae
Product: microtubule-binding protein MIP-T3-domain-containing protein
Exons: 9
Coding region: 276-2087 (603 amino acids)
Biological process (GO): regulation of microtubule cytoskeleton organization; intraciliary transport; cilium assembly
Cellular component (GO): centrosome; axoneme; intraciliary transport particle B
Molecular function (GO): microtubule binding
Source: RefSeq, a predicted model, not a curated record